Messenger RNA from Amphimedon queenslandica, 714 nucleotides. Its product is annotated as exosome complex component RRP46-like. The record is from RefSeq and is a predicted model, not a curated record. The transcript has 4 exons. Gene Ontology annotation, biological process: U4 snRNA 3'-end processing; rRNA catabolic process; poly(A)-dependent snoRNA 3'-end processing. Gene Ontology annotation, cellular component: cytoplasmic exosome (RNase complex); nuclear exosome (RNase complex); nucleolus. The coding region runs from base 2 to 670 and encodes 222 amino acids. Gene Ontology annotation, molecular function: RNA binding. Lineage: Eukaryota; Metazoa; Porifera; Demospongiae; Haplosclerida; Niphatidae.
UAUGAAUAUCAUUAGACACGUGGUAACAAUGGAGGUAAAGAGUAGAGGGAUUGAAUGUGAACUGGGUAUCAUUACUAGAGCUGAUGGAUCUGCUCAAGUAAAGCAAGGGAACACAAUUGUGACGUGCGGUGUGUACGGCCCUGUCGAAGCGAAAUCAGCUCGAGAGAAGGUAGACAAAGCUGUUGUCGAAGUGAUUGUAAAAAGUGAAACUGGUCUGCCCGGCCCAUAUGAAAAGGAACUGGAAUUAUUGAUGUCCUCUUGCUGUGAGACAAUGAUACUCACUCAUUUACACCCUCAUACUGCCAUUAGUGUCAGCAUUCAGAUACAGAGUGACAAUGGCUCUGUUAUUGUUUGUAUGGUUCAUGCUUUAUGCUGCUCGCUUCUUGACGCUUGUCUUCCACUGAAGACUACAUUCUCUGCUAUUAAAUGUGCUUUUCUUUCUGAUGGUAGCAUGUUAACUGAUCCCACUACACAACAGGAAGAGACUGCAACUUCACAGCUAACAUACAUCAUUGAUAGGAAAGGGAAACUGGUGGCAUCACAUGCAACAGGAUCAUUUGAUACAGAAGAGUACAUAAAAGGUCUAUCAGUAGCAUCAAGUACUGCCGUUCAUAGAACAGACUUCUAUCGUGAAACUAUUUCUCGUAAAAUGUCUCGAAUAAAACAAUAAUUAAAAUCACGCAUUAUUAUAAAUUGGAAAAUAUUGAUUGAAAA